Neodiprion fabricii is the source of this 6041-nucleotide messenger RNA. RefSeq names its product nuclear pore complex protein Nup205 (gene Nup205). Gene Ontology annotation, cellular component: nuclear pore inner ring; nuclear pore. The record is from RefSeq and is a predicted model, not a curated record. NCBI's taxonomy places the organism in Eukaryota, Metazoa, Arthropoda, Insecta, Hymenoptera, Diprionidae. The transcript is spliced from 10 exons. Gene Ontology annotation, biological process: nuclear pore organization. Gene Ontology annotation, molecular function: structural constituent of nuclear pore. The coding region runs from base 146 to 5905 and encodes 1919 amino acids.
CGCUCGCGACCAUGUAUCAUGAACGCAGCCAUGUUCACGCGGUUUUACAAAUCAGCGCCAACCGCCAAUUCACGAAUGAGUGUUUGUCUCUUUCUUCAGUGAUUGUUGAAUUUGACCGUCUGAGUUUAGUUUAAAUAGCGCAAGGAUGACUGAAGAAAAGACAAGUACGGAGGACAUGUGGACUCCUUACAAGGAACUCCAGAGUCUCGUCGAUCAAUAUAUUACCUCUGCACCCAGUUCCCACGAUCCACAAUACCAUGAAUUUAUGGAAGCGCUUCGCAAUCACCGACAGAAUUUUCUAAAUCUCCUAAGCAAUCCUGCAAAGAAUGCAAAGAGUCGUGAGGAAAUUAAAAAUGCAGUGACGGAGGGUAUAACUUUGCCUGGACUAGGUCACCAGGUUUUGUCCAAAGAAUUGGUUGACGAGACAAUUAUAUUAUCCGACAUGUACGAACUAAAUGAAUUUAUGGCUCUUGACUUACUCUGUACUGCUCAACUUCAAAUGCCGCAUCAUCCUGGAUUGACACGAGGCCUAACUGCUGUCCUUCUGUACUAUGACGGGAAGAAAGCUCUCACCUCAACAUUGAGGACUUUGGUUCAAGCCAGAAAUGGUCAUACUUGGGUUCUCGACACACCCGUUACGCUUACUAAGCAAAUUACAGAGUAUACCAACAAAAUGCAGGAAGACGGUCUGCUGGACAGGAUCCUGAACCUUUUGGAGGAUAUGGAUCCGACGAAGGAACAAGAACUGCUGCAGCAAAACAGAGGCUUAGGAGGAGCCAAGCAUCAUCACAUGGUCAUGCGUCUUUAUAACGGUGCCAGGCAGGAUCUUGCCGAUAUUUUAUACCUUUGGUCAGCUCAGUCAGCUUUGCCCAGUCACAUCACUCACAGACUUUUGUCGUUACUUCACAAUCGUCAUCCGGAGGCUGAGGAUGGGACUGGUGGCCCUGAUAAAGUCACGUUGGCAUUGAUUAUGGCUUUGCUCAAUUCUAUAAAUCUCAGCUCACUUCACACUAGAGAGGACGGUGAAACAAUUGUUAAAGCAAUGCCGCUUAUUGACGAUCCUGACAUGUUGCCACAGCUCGUAACCGAGCUAACUUCUGGUAAUGUAAAUUGGGAAAGUGCCGGACUUCGUGGUUUGAUUCAGUUUGCGCUAGCUAUUGCUAUAGCAACUAUAAAAUCUGCACCCAAUCUGUGUCCUACACAAAAUAUCACCGAAGAGGAUGAAAUUUUGGUGGAAGCUGCUCUGGCAAACAAGGCUUUUCAUUUUUUGGCUGAAGUUCUACUUCAAAGCUCUCACAUCCACAAUGAGGAAUUCUAUGUUCGUUACAUUCACACACUCAUCUCUGAUUUUAUACUACUCAUGCCUUUGAAGGUGAAAGAGUUGAGAAAUAGAGCCGACGAAUCAAUGCGUAUCGUUCAAGCCUAUCAACAAGAAGGCAUCGAACCUCCCAUGAACCUUGACAACCAUUUUGAGUACCUCAUGCUGUCUGUCGCUGAACUGUACAAAAAGGAUCCCCUCAACUUGAACCUUGCAAUGGAUUAUUGGUGUCAACAUUCCGACUCCUCUCAUAUGCCGAGCACUUUGCACGCGAGCCGAUUACCUCCAAGGCAAGUUGCUCUGUUCAAAUUUGUCAGAGUCGCCGGAGAAGUAUUGCCCAGUGGGCUAUUUGGACCCUACCUAAGAAUGCUAGCAUCACUUGCUUCUUCCCUACCAGCGGCUAGGCAAGCAUUCAACUUUCUGAAACUUAAUGGACCUUCGGGGGCAACGACUAUUUCCUGGGAUCAUUUUUUCAACUCCUUGAGUCGCUACUAUUUUAAUUUGCGACAAGAACUCCCACCUUCACAAGACACGGUAUACCGUCAAAGAAAUCAUCCCAAAGGUAUCACACCUCACGAGGUCAAAGGCUUGGAAGCUGUGCUUCUAGUGGUUCGGGUUGUUGCUUACUACGAUGAAGUUUCUCGAAUAGCGAUAUGCGAGCAUCCAGGCUGGAACGUCUUGCCUUCUAUUAUCGGUUUGGUGGGCUGUGCUAUGCCAAUUCCAUUAAAAGGUGCGUUAGUCAGAACGCUCGCAGCUCUGGCAAAAUCUCCGGAGAGUUCUUCCACCAUAUGGCAAAGUUUGGAAGCUGCGCAAAUACUGAGUACCGUACCAACGACCAGCAGUUACCAACCGAGAGGAAUUCAAACGGAAUUAGAAGAAAUUGAAUCUAGAAACGAGGAAUUUCCUUUGACCAGAGCAAUGUUGGAGCUUCUAGAUGUCCUUACUGAUUUUCCGAUACCUCGACUUCUGGGUGUUGGCCUAAGAAAUCCAGGCUUCGAUCCGUACUUACAUUUCAUAAUAAAUUCCGUAUUUUUGCGGUUUAACACACGGUCGUAUAAAAAUCCUGGGGAAAAGUGGGACGUGUCCGAUGCCUGUUUGAAAAUAUUCAUUAAAUUGAUAACACAGUAUGAGCCAACUAUCGAAGACUUUAUCGGAUGUAAAAUAGAACUACAAGGCGGUGAAUCGACUGUCAUCAAUCCUCCUCCUGGACACCAUUUGAUAACGUUGCUACACUCAAAUUCCGAGUUUCUACACGUCAUUCUGCUCAUACUUGACGAAGGAUGCCAUCUUUUGGAUACUUACGACGAUUUUCCUGGUAAAACAAGCCUCGAAAGCAGCACUUUGCACUGUUUGCAGAUAUUGGAGCAUGGAUUGGCAGCCCAAUAUCAUUACAUGGUUCAAUUGGCUGCAGCCAGCUCAACCAACAGAAUUUUAACAGGGCUAUCCCGCCUUUUGCUAGGUGUAAAUCCUCGCACGGGAAAACCAGACCACAUGAUUAACAUCGUUAAAUACAUAUCCUACAACUCAUGGCUCACUCAACACGCUUUUGUGUCAGUUGGCAUUGUUCAAGGCGUCGCCAAUGAACCUGGAGCAGAUUCAGAGUUACUUUCUACAUUCACGUCUACUCCUUCGUUGGCAACGACGAUCAGGCAUAGUUUCGUAGAGUGUCUGGAUUCUGACGAAAACUUUGAGCCUGAGGAAGAAAUUGGGAAUGAAAAACGAAGCGGUAAUUGCAAGGGCAGGAUUUUGUCCCUUUUGAUGCAGAGCAUAACACGCCCUGCGCCUAACAUAGCUCAUUACCUACUUGGAUUCGACAUCACUAAGGACAUAAGAAAAACUGCAAUUCAACAACCUGGAAUACUAGGCUUUCCGAGGACUUGUCUGCACUCUAUACUCGGGAUAUUGGAAUUAUCGUUGGAGCGUGGCCGUGACAAGAUUACAGAGGCUUGCUACUGGUUCCUUCACAUACUGGCUUCAAAUAACAAAACCUCUGUUUCCGUACUUCGGUUCCUUCGGACAGCCACCAAUCAAGAUUUCGUACAACGUCAUCUUUCCAAGCUGCCAUUCCAGGGAGCGAACAGAGCGACUGAGCUUGCCUGCAUGUCCUGGCUGCUAAAAAUAUCGGCAAUUGAAUUGCGCGUCGCUGGUGGCAGCCUUCAGAACUCCCUGAUUCAAAGACUAGUCGGCAAUCUAAUCCAUGACAGAGAUCAAAUUGUGCCAUCCCAAAAACUCCUGAUGGAUCUACUUCACUAUAUCGAUUUCCAGUUAAAUCUAGAUCCUCCAAAGUCCUGGGAAUACUUUGAUCCGUCUCAAAUUGAAAUGGUGUUGGGACGCUGCAGCAUUCCAGUUCCACUUGGUGGAAGUCCCCAGCUUAUAGAUAUCAGAAAACUUCACAAUCUUAUAACAGAAGAAUUGGCUGGUACGCAAACUAGCGCAACUGCGACUCAGCGUAAGCUUGUGCAACAGGAACUGCAAUCUAUCCUUGCAUACGCCUUGAAACGAAAUCAAACGAAAACCCUUUCUUACGCUACUGUGAAGUUCGUCGAGGGCUGGUGUCAAACAACUGAAAUUUUAUUCUCUGUCGCAACGAACCAGCAACUUCCCGCUGCUCAGAGGCAAAAUCUUCUGCUAAAUUUGUCACAUGAUUUACUGCAGAAGAUGACGUCUUGCGAAGCUUUGAACGAAAUCAAAACACUUGUAUCUGGAACCGUGCUCGUACUACUAGUAAACCUUCGUAAUAGCUUCUCCAUGCAAUCUGACGAUGAGCUGCUACCGUCUUCCGCUGCAAAUACAACGAUGAUGAAGAUUAUCCUUAGUCAUAUUCUUCAAUGGAUCUUAAAUUCUGGAGUAUCCUCACAAAAAGUUCGAACCCAUCUUUAUGGGGCACUUCUCAAUUUCCUCUGUGUAGUCAGUUUGGAAAGAUCGGAAGUUGUGACCAACAUGGAUUCCAUGUAUGUUAGUCAGUUGGAUAGUUCGUAUUAUAGAACUACGCCGAUACAGGAGCGUUCGCAUCGAUAUGCGACGAUACAAGUGAUCAGUAGUUACGGUAACAAGCUGAUGGAUAUAUUGUCCCACGAUUGUUCCGGUGGACACGACGUCUGUAAAAUGCUGUCAUUAUCGUGCCUCGACAAAAUUUUAGAAUUCGAUUGCAGCAAUACGUGGGUCACAUAUCUGGCUAGCAGAGGGUACCUUAAACACAUGGUAGACAGUCUUCUGGAUUCUGACAAUUUAUUGCGAACAAUGCUUCAACCAGAUCCACUCACUCUGCGGCCCCUGUAUUUAUACGAAUCAAAAAUGGCAACGCUCUGCAGAAUGGCGUCGACCAGACUGGGUGCCGAAUGUCUUCUGGAAAAUAAAGUCCUAUCUUGCUUAUCAAGCAUGUGUGUUUUCGAUCAGCAUCCUGACGUAAAUGUGGGCUUUGAAGGUGGAGAUAUAUCCUUUGUGCCUUCCAUAGGUCAGCGAUAUCAGCAAAUCUUCUUACCUGCACUUUAUUUGUGCGAUGCUUUGCUGACUACCCUUGGAACGGAAAAUCAGUCUUGUGCCAUACAAGUUUGCGGAUUUUUACAGAGUCAUCGAGAUACCGUUGAAAUGGUUUUACGGAAUGCAUCACCUCAUUCUAAUGUUCUGUUCCUCAAAGAAGUCGCCAGUCUCACCGGGGUCAUCGCAAGGUCUGCCAACAUUGACAUGUAUAAACUUGUUGACGAGGAAUUGGCCAGAGCCAACUCUAACGAACACAAAUCUGAAGAUAGUACAGGCAUGAGAGAAUUGCGAGCCCAUCUUUAUAGGCUCCAACGUUUGAUGCUCUCCAUGGUCUCCAGAUUUCAGCCACAACUGCCUCCCGUCGUACCUCUACAUCAACAAAUGGAAGCUACCCAACAACAUUCGUGCGCAAUACAAAUUGCUGCCAACGUUAUGCUGUACACUCGUAAUCAAAUGGAACACACCCGGAUGGAUCAGAAAAUAAAAAACGUACUUUUUGAACCUUAUUUAACAGACAGACCUGGGCUUAGAGAUGGAAGAGGAAAAGAUUCCACUGGUGGAAUACAUUUGGGUGCAAUUAUAGGGCAACUUGUUUCUUCUACUUCGUUACUUCACUCAGAACUGCCGCAUUUAGACACAAUGGUUAAAAAUGCUUCGAUUAUAAAAGACAUGAGUUCAAAUGACCUUAAAAAAUACAUAACAGAAGAGGAAGGUGAAUUGGAUAUUCAAAAACAGCGAUUAAUAGCCGAGAAAAGACUAGCGGAAGAAGCGCGAUGCAAACGCGGAGAUCUCAAGUACUGUUCAUUAAUCGUGGAACAUAGUCUGUACAUUUUAUGGAGUCACUUAGACUUCUUUGCCAUGCAAGCAAUGACGCGUCACAACAGAUCUCAAGUGUCUUCGAGUAACUUGGAUGAAACUGUAGUCUCGUGGAGAAUAUCUGCAGAAAUGUUGUCCGAUCUAAAGCAAGGGCUUGUUUCCACCCUGUCGGACAGUUUUAUUACCCAGCUAAUGGACACACCAAGAGAAUUCACUGCGACGGAUCGAUCUUUUAUCGAAGCAUUAGUUCGACGGAUCAAAAGACUCUUGCAGUUUAUUAUCACCAAGUAACAUUGUAGCAGUAUUUUAUUUAGACAAAACCAAAUCUGAAUUCCAGUCCAAUAUCGCCGCAUCGAAAAGCUUAUGCGAGACAUAAUCUUCUGAAUCAUUUCUUAUGUAUUAAUAAAAAAUAACUUGUUAUAUUAAA